CUUGGUUUUCUUUUGUGGCUAAUAGAACAUUCCAAUGUACCGGUGGAAAAAAACAUCACUUUAGAAAGACCUUCUAAUAUAGAACUCACAUGCCAAAUCACAAUAUCUAGGGGUGUGAAUUCAGUAAAUGUGACUUGGAAAAAAGGUGAUGAACUACUUGAGAAUUAUCUCACCAAUGCAACAGGAUGCAUCCUGUAUGCCCAGUACAUGUUUACCAUCAUUAAUAGCAAACAAAUGGGAAGCUAUUCUUGUUUCUUUGGAGGAGAAAAGGAACAAAGAGGUACAUUUAACUUCAAAGUCCCUGAGAUUCAUGGAAAAAACAAACCAUUGAUCACUUACGUGGGGGAUUCAACUGUCUUGAUGUGUAAAUGUCAACAUUGCUCUCCUUUACAUUGGACCUGGUACCAUAGUAAUGGGAGUGUACAGGUUCCUAUUGAUGUUCAAAUGAGCGAGAAGUAUGCGAUCAAUAGAACAAAUGCUAAUGAAACAAGGCUGAAGAUAAUGCAACUUACAGAGGACAAUCAGGGAUCUUACUGGUGCCAUGCAGUAUUCCAGUUAGGCGAGAGUGAAGAGCGCGUUCAACUUGUGGUGCUGAGUUACUUGGUGCCGCUCAAACCAUUUCUUGGAAUAGUUGUUGAGGUUGCUAUUUUAGUGGCUGUUAUUCUGCUUUGUGAAACAUACACCCAAAAGAAAAAGAAGCACAUAGAUGAUGGGAAAGAAUUUGAACAAGUUGAACAGCUGAAAUCAGACGAUACCAAUGGUGUAGAAAAUAAUGCCCCCAGGCACAGAAAAAAUGAAUCUGUGAGCCAUUGAGAGCGAAACAUCGUGUCAAGAGUCAUGGGAACAUGUGCAGUUUGUAUUUCAGCUUUAUUUAUGCUUCCUAUUAAGAACAUCUGAAUUUUUAUUUUUAAAAGGAUGAAAAGUUUAUGCAAUAUAUUGCUCAGCAGUAGCUUUGUAAUAAUAUAUGUAUGUGGGAUCUAAAGAUAUAUUUUCAGUCUGCAGUUAUUUUUACAUUAAAGCAAGGUAAAUUAUAUUAAAUAUGUUCUAUGAGCUAUAACCUAGGAUAAUUAAUUUCAUCCUGGUCAUCAAAGGAUGCACAGAACAGAUACCAGCAAAACCAGUUAAUACUACACAGAACUAAUGUCAUUCAAGACCUGUUUAUAACCAAAGAAUUCAUUAAAGAGAAAAUCUUCGCCAUUUGCCUUAAAAAGUUGUUUUUUUCUAAUCAUGCUUACUACGUAUAGAAAUAUUUGUAAUAAUUUUCAUGUAAGGUUCGUCCUCUGUCACACUGGAAAAAAACCAUCUUCACUAGGAAAUGAAUACUUUCUGCCUUUGCUAACAAUUCACAAUCGCCACAAGAAAAACAUACUUUUCCUCCACAAAUAGCAGUUUAAGGCAAGGAAAUAUAACCAUAUACUUGCCCCAAAUCUCCCAUCACCACAAAAAAAGCCCAUUUCCCGACCUUUGUUUCACUCCUCUCCACUGCUUUCAGACAGCAGGCAAAAGUGACUCUUAGUCUUUAUGCGGAGCAUUUUUUAAAUGCCAUGGGUUUGGGAUUUCAUAAGUUACACCUGGGCUGAUGCUGUAGGCUAUAGGUCCAUAUAGUCAUAAUAUAGCACUGCGACAGGGUUCUGUAGAAGCACUGCUUCUGUGGUUCAUGGUUUCCUGGUAUCUUUGACUUGGUGCCUGGUGCCCUGAUACUCAUGGGUAGCUAAAUAUCUAAAAAGGCUUUGCUAGUGCUUUCUAGUCACGAUUCCUUUGUUUGAAACCCAGAGGUACUAAAGUAUUUCUUCUCUGUUGUUGUAAAUGCCGUAGACUUUUCUUCAAAAUUAGAAUGGUUCCGUUGGUGUGUAUAACUGAAAUAUUUCAUAAAAUCACUUUAACUAAAUCAAAUGAAAUAGAUCAUGAAAAAUUGUCAGUGGCUUUGAGUGGACUAUUAAAAUCAUACUGCAGGACACUAGACUGUGUUGAAGAUGAUGAUGUGAAGCCUCAGUGUCCCUAGUGCUGGUGGGUCCAGUAUAGCAGCCAUCAGAACAAGCAGAAGCCAAGAGGGAAGAGUUGGGACGGUGACAAGAAACCCAUGAUUUCUGGUGACUAGGAGACUCACAUUUGGAGAAGAGGAGUUCAGUGAUUUGUAAUAAUAAUAAUAAUAAUAAUAAUAAUAACUUCUAGAAAUUUACAUUGUGUCCUGGCUGAGAAAAUAAUAAAAUUGUGUUAAUGAAAAUUGGAGUUUAUAUGGCAUCUUAACUAAUGUUAAAAGUAUUACUAAUAGGAGUAAUACACAUAAAGUCAUGACUUAGAAGCUGCUCAUUGUUUUGUUGCAGAGUAUUUUGUGUAAAGCAUGUUAACUACACAUACACGUUUUAUUGAACUAGAUAUCCCUUAAGUAAUGGCAGAUUUUAUUUCGUUCUUAGUCUCAGAGCCAUAAGCCUUGCAUUGUUUUGGUUUAAUUCAGUAUUUGAUAAAAUUCUCUUGGAUGGUAUCUAUAUGAUGGCAGACAACCAAUCAGGUCACUUAAUUAAUAUAAACAAUUUGAAUUCAGUGAAAAAUGAGACCUAUUAUUUGACUAAGUACAAUUCAAAAUGGUGUAUUUAUGAUUGGCAUAUACAAAACAAUUUGUAGCUCAUAGGCAGUAUGCAUCCUUACGUUUUGCAACACUAUUUAGGCUAAGAUAUUUUUCAAGCAAGAAAAAUUGCUGCCCCUUGGUAAUCUGAAAUGUUUAAAUAGUAAGUUGAAUUUUUAAGGGUCAAUGCUUGCUAUUUUUCCUAGCAAAGGCAAUUCAUUUCAGUGACUUUAAGCAGAAAAAGUACUCAGAAAAUUAAAGUUGAGUUUUGGCUUUUUAGAUCCUCUCUGGAAGAACUUCUGGAAAAUUACUUCAGACUCUUAGAUUAAAAAUGGAAGGCUUCCAUUAACUAACCUCAUGUGGAAGAUAGAUGGAUUAACUCAUAAUAACCAAUUGUAAAUUGGCUGAAAAUUCUAAGCAAGCAGAAAAGCUGACGUAGGAAAACUGCUCUAUGUUUAUAUAUUAGACAUGUUGGGAAGUUCUAUUAAUCUUUCCAGCUAACAGGGUUUUGCAGAAUAAGUACAUUUAAUGAUGUCUUAAAAUUCCCAGAUACUUUCAUAUUCAGUUUAUGCUCUAAUGUAAAUCUUCUCCCCCAUUGUAUCUGUCUCUUUUUUCUCAGCAUCUAGGUACUCAGGCCAAAACCCAGAGCUCAUUAUGACAUUUUCUUCUCCUCUAUUAACUAAUACUCAUUAUUAAUGAAUCUGUUUCUUUACCCUUCUCAGUAGUUCACUAAUCCACCCAUUGCCUUCCCCACCCCACCCUCACCACUGCAGUAGCAAGGGCUUGGCUUUCCUUCUUCUGUCUCAUCUUCUGUUAGUCCAUUUUUUGUACUGCUGCCCGAAUCAUCUUUCUAAAACACAGAUCUCGCUAUGCUAACUUAAUAUGGCAGCUUCCAUUCUGCAGACUCACCUUUGAUAUUCCUUUUAUUUAUUUUUUUAAGUUUAUUUGGAGAGAAAGAGAGCAUGUGCUCACGCACCUGUGUGUGCAGGGGAGUGGCAGAGAGGAAGGGAGAGAGAGAAUCCCAGCGCAGAGCCCUACACAGGGCUUGAACUCACAAACUGUGGGAUCAUGACCUGAGCCGAAAUUCAGAGUCGGAGACUCCACCGACUGAGCACCCAGGUGCCCAUUUCUUAAUACUGCAGUUUUCCAAGUUGCUAAUCUCUCCCCAGUGUCUUGAUUUAGCCUUGAUAUGCAGAGACCCGGUGCAGAAUGCUGUCCCCCACCCUGUGCUCCUUCCAUGGACUGGCCCGAGUUUAGCUUUCAAAAUUUUAAUCUGAUGUUAUUUCCUGGUAGAUCUUUCACACCCAGUGGAAUAUAUACCAUGUUAUUUCAUCAAAUAACUCCACAUUUCUUUGUGUUUAUUACCCUGUAACAUCUGUCUUCUUCCUGUGUCCUGUACCUAACCUACCACAGAGAGGGUGCAUUAGAGAUGUCACAAAAUGUGUGUUGAAUAGGUAAAUGUAUCAGUAAAAAUCAAGUUUCAUAAAUUUGUAGUUAUUUUUAGAACAAUCUAAAUUGUGACAUCAGAAUUAAAACACAUUAUUUUAACAGAGAUAAACAAGGUUUUGAGUCAUUGUUUGCUUCUAUUACUUUGAAAACUACACACUAAUAGAGUCAAAAGCGUCAUCAGAUUUUCAUAAUGUAUUAAUAUCUAGUGAGUGAAGAGAGCUCUGAUUCCUAAACUGCUAUACAAGGUAUGCCUUCUUCAAUUUAUUUAAAAUUCCUAUUGUCCUCUAUUUUUCAUGGACAGUUGGAAUAUUAACCCUAUUUUUAUCUUUUAUUUUAAUGAGAUAAUGUAUUGAAUUUAAAUAUAAACAACUUUAGCAAUUAUAGCCUUUGCAUGGUGCUGUAGUGUCCCCCGCCCCCGCCCCCCCCACCUCAUUUCUCAUUUCUCUUCCCCACCAAUACCUUAUAGUACUUUAGAGUAUCUCGGAAUCCCAUUCAAAAUUUUAUCUUAAAUAAAAAUUUUUAAAGAAAGGUUUCAUUGUUUGGUUUUGAUCACUGAAGAUUUGUCUUUAAUCAAAUUCAUGAAAGAAAAAAAAUGUCAGUUCCGCUCACUUAUUCCCUAGGUCUUCAUCUUUGAGGCAUUUAAAUAGAUUUAUACAAGACGGUUACUGAAUAUUUACUAUACUUCCUUACAGAAAAUGCACUUUUCUAAUUGAAAAAGGCUAUGCAGUCAGUGAAUUAGGGGACUUACUCCCUAUUACCCUUGUUCAUCUUCAGGUGGGAGUGAGUUCAAGUAUGUGUUGCAGUAUUAGUUAAAAGGCACAGGUGUGCCUGGGUGGCUCAAUCGGUUAAGUGUCCAACUUCGGCUCAGGUCAUGAUCUCACAGUUCUGCAUCGGGCUCUGUGCUGACAGCUCAGAGCCUGGAGCCUGCUUCGGAUUCUGUGUCUCCCUCUCUCUCUGCCCCUCCCCCACUCAGGCUCGCUCUCUCUCUCUCUCUCUCAAAAAUAAAUAAUAAACAUUUAAAAAAAAGGCACAGUGACCUACUUAAAGCAUGCUCUGAGUUAAUAUUUAUUGGAUGAAUGAAAAAUAGAUGAAUGACUCAAUUAUGUUGGAAUCUUAAAUUAUACAUAUUUACAUAAUAUCUACUUUGAUUCUGAUUAAUUAACUUUGACUCUAUCCUAUCCAGAGAAAAAGAAAACUGAAACUGCCUAUGUUCAAUUCUGUGGUCUUUAGGAAUGUAUUUGCACUGAAUCUAGAUGGUCAAUUAGAUGCCAAAUUGAGUUCCUCAUUAAGAAUAUAUAAAUUUCAUUAAAUAAUAAAACCUGACAUUUGUCGAGUGCUUAGCAUGUGACAGGCACUGUGCUGAAUGCUUUGACAUGUGUUGCCUCCUUGAAUCCCUACAUCACAUCCUUAUGCUACAGGAAAUAUUACCAUUUGCUGUAUUAGAGAUGAGAAACCCAAAACCUGGGGAGACGGUGUUUGGAGCUGGGAUGGAAAUUCAAGGAGUCCUUCUCAGGAGUCUUCGUUUAACAACCAUGUUGAACAUCUUUAGCCCCUACUUACAUGCGUCUUAGAAAAUGAGGCUAUUAUCUAUAUCAAGUAUCUUUUAAAAAAAAUUUUAUUUUCUCAGAUGGUCAGUUAAAGAAGUUCCACAAUCUUAUCCUCAAGGCUUAUAGGAUCUGUGCUGUGUCCCUAUGAGUGGUGCUGGGGAAUCAUGACCCUUCUGUUCCUUUGGAGAGUCCUUCUUCCCACCUCCCCCUAUUUUUACUCCUCAGUAGUUAGUGUGAACAUUAGCUUUAUCAUCCAAACACUGAGAAUGAAAGAAAGCAUAUGUAUCAUUUCACCAGGACAACAGACAGAAAAUGGACCUGUAUGGUCACAUUUUUCGUCUGCAGGGAAGAACUAAGUACUUUAUGGAUAUUCUAGCCUAGGCAUAGCAGUAACAUGUAUAGCAAGUUUGAGUGAUAAAUUCAAGGUCAGGGAAAGAACUAUCUUU
Molecule: messenger RNA, 6005 nt
Organism: Panthera uncia (snow leopard)
Lineage: Eukaryota; Metazoa; Chordata; Mammalia; Carnivora; Felidae
Gene: EMB
Product: embigin
Exons: 7
Biological process (GO): axon guidance; dendrite self-avoidance; homophilic cell-cell adhesion
Cellular component (GO): plasma membrane; axon
Molecular function (GO): cell-cell adhesion mediator activity
Source: RefSeq, a predicted model, not a curated record